CAAUGAACGUGUCUUGUUUGAGACACCCAACAGCCAAGCGCUAUAAAACUUUUUUCUCUUUCCUCUCUGUCUUUUUUCUUGUUGAACGAACAAACACGAAUUCUUUCUACUUUCUGUCAACCAAAUUUAAACCAUCUCACCUCUUCUCAUCCAAUUUCGCACUCUCUCAAUAUUAGGGUUUCCUUUCUUCUUCGCUUUAUUCUUCUACACUUUUUAUAAUCGCAAUGGCGAACAAUGCAGAAACUUCUAGCAGAUGCAUCUCCAUUAGUUCUGGCGAUAUUCCUGUUGAAUUCGACAGCAAUGAUGUUCACUCUGAUAAAAGUUCUGUUGAUGUUUUGAUCGAUGAAAAUCGUGGGGCUGAUGAUUAUGAGGAUCAUGAUCAUGGUGAUAGUGAUUAUGAGGAUUCUGUUUGUGAUUCUCAGAAUUCUUGUAGAGCUUUUUCUUCUGGAUCUACUGAUGAGAGUCAAGAUAACCAUCACAAGUUUCAGGAAUCCUCAACUUCUAAUCACCUUGCGAGAACCGGAGAAUCUAAACGUUUCAAUCCUCUCAGUGUAUUAAUAGCAAAACUUUUUGAUGAAAAAGUGCCUGUGAAGAAAAGGCUCAAAUGGCUGAAGCGAAUGGCAACUGUUAAAAAAGAUGGAACUGUACAAUUUGAAGUUCCUGGAGACAUUAAAGCCCCAAGCCUUGAUUUGGGAAAUGGAAUGGCUUCUGGAGAAAAUGUAGAAGAGGAACAACUUGAUUCGGUUGACGUUUAUGAUCUUCCCCCAAUGCAAAUUGUUAUGCUAAUUGUUGGAACCAGAGGGGAUGUGCAACCCUUUGUUGCCAUCGGGAAGCGUUUGCAGGAGUAUGGCCAUAGGGUCAGAUUAGCAACUCACGCAAAUUUCAAAGAGUUUGUAUUGGCUUCUGGCUUGGAGUUCUUUCCUCUGGGAGGAGAUCCAAAAGUUCUUGCUGGAUACAUGGUGAAAAACAAGGGCUUCUUGCCUUCAGAACCUUCAGAGAUACCUAUUCAGAGGAACCAGAUGAGGGAUAUUAUAUUCUCUCUGCUACCUGCUUGCGAGGAUCCUGAUCCUGAUAGUCAUGUUCCAUUCACUGCUGAUGCAAUAAUUGCAAAUCCACCAGCCUACGGACAUGUACAUGUUGCCGAGGCACUCCAAGUACCAAUUCAUAUAUUCUUCACAAUGCCUUGGACGCCCACUAGCGAAUUUCCACAUCCUCUGUCCCGGGUUAAGCAACCAGUUGCUUAUAGACUUUCUUACCAAGUUGUUGAUGCUAUGAUUUGGCUUGGAAUACGGGACAUGAUAAAUGAAUUUAGGAAGAAAAAGCUGAAGUUGAGACCUGUCACCUACUUAAAACCUUCUUACAGUUCAGCACCUGAUAUCCCUUAUGGAUAUAUUUGGAGCCCUCACCUUGUCCCCAAACCUAAAGAUUGGGGACCUAAAAUUGAUGUAGUUGGAUUCUGUUUUCUUGAUCUUGCUUCACAUUAUAAACCUCCAGAAGAGCUUGUUGAAUGGCUUGAAAAGGGUAAAAAGCCAAUUUAUAUUGGCUUUGGAAGUCUGCCUGUACGAGAACCUGAGAAAAUGACAAAGAUCAUUGUGCGGGCCCUGGAACUCACUGACCAAAGAGGAAUCAUCAAUAAAGGCUGGGGUGGUCUUGGAAAUUUGGCAGAACCGAAGGAUUUUGUGUACUUGUUGGACAACGUGCCUCAUGAUUGGCUAUUCUUACAGUGCUCUGCUGUGGUGCAUCAUGGCGGCGCUGGCACAACUGCUGCUGGACUUAAAGCUGCGUGCCCAACAACAAUUGUGCCAUUUUUCGGUGACCAACCAUUUUGGGGAGAGCAAGUGCAUGCGAAGGGAGUAGGGCCCACACCAAUCCCAAUUGAAGAUUUUGUACUUGAGAAACUGAUCUCUGCUAUACGCUACAUGCAGGAUCCCAAGGUAAAGCAGCGUGCUGUGGAAUUAGCAAAAGCAAUGGAAAAUGAAGAUGGGGUUGCAGGUGCGGUGAAUGCUUUUCACAAACAUUUUCCCCGGAAGAAACCCGAGUCUGAGAAUUCCGAACAUCAAAGGCCACAUAAAUCACACUUAUCGAUUAGAGGGUGCUUUUUGGGUACCCAUUAAUCUAAUCAUCCGUUACCAGAUAGUUUUGAGCUAUUUAUAGCCAAGUAUGAUAAAAUUGUGUUGACUUCACUAACCAGCCUUUUUAACUCCUUGCGGUUUGACCUGUUGCUUGUGCAGCCUUUAAGAAAUUGUAUUUCCAUAUGUAUCUAUACCACCUGUAAUAUCAAUAUAUUGGAAAAGUUACCAAAUAAUGUACAUCUUCUGUGAUCACAAAUACAAGAGCUUAUUAGAUGAGCAGUUUUGGUUCUAA
This is a messenger RNA of Amaranthus tricolor (Joseph's coat), 2364 nucleotides long. RefSeq names its product sterol 3-beta-glucosyltransferase UGT80A2-like. Gene Ontology annotation, biological process: carbohydrate metabolic process. Bases 225 to 2114 code for a protein of 629 amino acids. The transcript has 14 exons. NCBI's taxonomy places the organism in Eukaryota, Viridiplantae, Streptophyta, Magnoliopsida, Caryophyllales, Amaranthaceae. The record is from RefSeq and is a predicted model, not a curated record. Gene Ontology annotation, molecular function: UDP-glycosyltransferase activity; hexosyltransferase activity.